AUGUUUAGCGUGUUUACUUUUCUCGGUUCGGUAGCGCUUUUGGGCUUGAGCCAGGCUCAUGUGCCGUCGCGUUUCUAUCUGCCACCGGCGGCAGGUGAAAGCUUUGCUCCAGCUCCAAUCAUUACCAAACAGUUUUAUAGCGUAUCCGCAGCUGAGGAUUCGGAGGAGCUGCAGCCACGCACCAAGCAUCUGCUAAUUGGACGCGGCACGCGCAACUAUCGUGUAAUCUUCAUACGCGCACCCAGCGCUCAGAGCGAGGCUGUGAAAUACACGGCCGAGCUGGCGCCGCAGGAGGAGCGCACAGUCAUCUAUGUGCUGAGUCGCAAACAGCCGGAGCUGGAGGCGCACGACGUACAGCCGCAUCAGCAGCAGUCGUCGUCAGACAAGCCGGAAGUCUUCUUCAUCAGAUACAAGACCAACGAGGAGGCGGCCGCCGCUCAGCGCGAAAUUCAAACGCAAUAUGACCAGCUGGGCGGCAAUACAGAGCACGCGGCGCCCUAUGUGGCGCCAGUGCAAUCCGUAAUUGGCGCCCUAGAUGCAGCCAAGCCAGUUGCUGCUGCUGAUGGCUACAACUAUCAGCGACCCACGGCGCGUUUUCUUUGA
Drosophila novamexicana is the source of this 603-nucleotide messenger RNA. RefSeq lists its product as uncharacterized. The transcript has a single exon. The coding region runs from base 1 to 603 and encodes 200 amino acids. Lineage: Eukaryota; Metazoa; Arthropoda; Insecta; Diptera; Drosophilidae. The record is from RefSeq and is a predicted model, not a curated record.